UAUUCAUCCAUAAUGUUUAAUUUCUUGUAAGUAAAAAAAAAAAGGAGAAUUAAAAUAACAUGAACAAAAAUUAUAAUCUUUGUAAUGGAAAAACAAUCUUGUUUAAUAUGAUCUUGUCAAGAACAUCAUGUUAUGGCUUAAUUAAGGAAUAUAUAUGGCUCAAAUUGUGAUAUUUCUAGUUUGUUUUCUUGCAAUUGCCUCAUUUGUGAAGGGAUAUGGUAAAGGAAAAUGGAUCAAUGCUCAUGCUACAUUCUAUGGAGGUGGUGAUGCCUCAGGGACAAUGGGUGGUGCUUGUGGUUAUGGGAAUCUAUACAAUCAAGGUUAUGGAACAAAAACUGCAGCUUUAAGCACAGCUUUGUUCAACAAUGGAUUGAGUUGUGGAUCUUGUUAUGAGAUUAAAUGUGUGAAUGAACACAAAUGGUGUUUGUCAGGUUCUAUUAAAGUAACAGCAACCAAUUUUUGUCCACCUGGUGGCUGGUGCAAUCCUCCUCUUCACCACUUUGAUCUUUCUCAGCCUAUUUUUCAGCACAUUGCUCAAUAUAGAGCUGGAAUUGUACCUAUUGCUUAUAGAAGGAUACCCUGCAGAAGAAAGGGAGGCAUCAGGUUCACCAUCAAUGGACACUCUUACUUCAACUUAGUACUUGUGACUAACGUUGGCGGUGCUGGUGAUGUUCAUGCUGUAGCCAUCAAAGGAUCAAAAACACAAUGGCAAUCAAUGUCAAGGAAUUGGGGCCAAAACUGGCAAAGCAACAGUUUACUAAAUGGACAAAGCCUUUCAUUUAAAGUUACUACUAGUGAUGGACAUAGUGUAGUCUCUAAGAAUGUUGCCCCUCCUAGUUGGUCUUUUGGCCAGACAUACACUGGUGGUCAGUUUCAUUGAAAGGUUAGAUCUUGAACAUUUGGCUGCAAGGGGCGGAUCUAUAGAGGAUAGUAAGGUGAUUCAACCGAACCCACUCAACAAAAGGUAUUUGUUAUGUAUAAACAUAUAUAUAGAUUUUUGAACGAUCUAAAUAUAAUAUUAAAGGUUUAUUUAGACUUCAGUUGUUGAAGGGAUUUAAAAUUAACCUUGAGGUUCUACGUUCAAAUUUCAAGCACCCUUAGAUGGAAAUCCUGAAACCUACAAUUGUUGACAUGGUUCGAAACUCAAUGAAAAUAAUGAGUUCGCCCCUCUACCUUUCUCUUACUUACAUGUAAUUAUAUAGAUGUGUAACGUGAGUCUAACCCACACAUCAUGUAUUACACUCUUACUUGUAUGUAGAUGUAAGAAUCCAGUUAACUAGUGCAAUCAUGAAUAUUAAAAUGGGCAUGAUGUUUCUUUUA
Solanum pennellii is the source of this 1320-nucleotide messenger RNA. RefSeq names its product expansin-A10-like. The transcript is spliced from 4 exons. Gene Ontology annotation, biological process: plant-type cell wall organization. The coding region runs from base 155 to 880 and encodes 241 amino acids. Gene Ontology annotation, cellular component: extracellular region. The record is from RefSeq and is a predicted model, not a curated record. NCBI's taxonomy places the organism in Eukaryota, Viridiplantae, Streptophyta, Magnoliopsida, Solanales, Solanaceae.